This is a messenger RNA of Penaeus vannamei (Pacific white shrimp), 3355 nucleotides long. The record is from RefSeq and is a predicted model, not a curated record. NCBI's taxonomy places the organism in Eukaryota, Metazoa, Arthropoda, Malacostraca, Decapoda, Penaeidae.
GCGUACCUGUGGCUCCUCAUCAUCCUGAUGGUGACGUCCCCCGAGGAGGUGGAAGUGUGGGAAGCCGUGGUGACUUUCCUGCUGUUCCCUUUGCUGGUCCUCCUGGCGUGGCUGGCGGAGAGGAACUUCUGCGGCGUCCCCAACAAGACGGACACGAGUAAACAGAUAGAACUUGGGAACUUCCAGACAGGUGAGACGGAGGAACCAGCAGCAGGUUGUGAAAAGUUCCUGGUGUGCUUAGGGCUUAAGCAACCAAGGAGAGUUAGGGCGGAUAAAUUACUCAAGGAGAAGCAGUACUUCCGGGAUGGACGUUUGGACAGGGACGGGCUGGUCGCGUUCAUCAAGGAGGUGAAGAACUACCCCGGACUCACUGACGAGGAUGCUGCUGUGUUGGCUGCCUCCAAGCUCGUGGAAUCCCAGAGCCACUCGAGGAUGUGGUACCGCGUCGGUGCUGUGAGAAACAUGACAGGUGGCCGGAAGACGCAGCCCCAACUCUCGACGAAGCUGAAGGAGGUCUACAGUGCCAUGAAUGAACACCCUGAAGCACCCACCCUGGGAGAUGUCCCUAAGGUAAUGCCACACCAGAAUGCCAUCAUUGACUUCCAUGCUGCCUCCUGUGCUGUCAUGGAGAAUAUUGGCAAGUUUGAGGUAGCCAUUAUUAGGAGUGGAAGAACAGACAAUGAAGUUAAUGUCAGGGUUGAGACAAUUGAUGGAACUGCUACAGAAGAUCAGGAUUAUAUCCCAAUCAAUCAAGUCAUCACCUUUGGACCUGGAGAAACAGAAAAAUUGAUUGAAGUGGAAAUCAUCAAUGACAACCAGUGGGAACCUGAUGAGGAGUUUUUCCUUAAGAUCUCAUUGCUCUACAAUGCUGAAAAGCGUCAGGGAGUUCAGCUUGGCCGAAUCUCAAUCAUGGAAAUCACUAUUCUCAAUGAUGAUGAACCUGGUAUGGUAAUGUUCCAGAAGCGAGGUUUUCUUGUAAAGGAGAGCAUUGGUAAGGCUAUCAUCCCUGUAGUGCGAAAGAAUGGAGCUGAUGGGGAAAUUACUGUGAAAUGGAGGUCAAUCGACAAAACUGCUAUCUCAGGAAGGGACUUUGAAGGAGGGGAAGGUGUUCUCGUGUUCAAGCACACUGAGAUUGAACAGAAUAUUGAGAUUCCAAUUAUCGAUGACAUGACCCCAGAAAAAGAUGAGCAUUUUGAGAUUGAACUUUUUGACCCAACUGGAGGAGCUAAGUUGGGCCAGAUCAACCGCACAGCUGUUACCAUUACCAAUGAUGAUGAUUUCAACAAUGUCUUGGCCAACAUGAUGAUCAUGACAAAUGCCAAUGUGCAUGCACUGCAAGUUCACCAUGAGACUUACCUGAGUCAGAUUAAGGAUGCUCUCAAUGUUAAUGGUGGUGACAUUGAAAAUGCAACGGGAAUGGAUUAUGUGAUGCAUUUCCUUACCUUUGGGUGGAAAAUCAUAUUUUCUCUGGUGCCUCCCCCUGGCAUACUUGGUGGAUGGUUGUGUUUCUUCGUAUCUCUCGGCGCUAUUGGUUUGUUGACGGCAAUCAUUGGUGAUUUGGCUGCCACAUUUGGUUGUCUUGUUGGACUUAAGAACUCUGUUACUGCCAUCACCUUCGUUGCCCUGGGAACUUCACUGCCAGAUACAUUUGCAUCCAAGACUGCAGCUGUUCAAGAGAAAUAUGCUGAUAAUGCUGUGGGUAAUGUAACAGGUAGUAACUCAGUCAAUGUGUUCCUGGGAUUGGGAGCACCAUGGCUCAUUGCAGCAAUAGUCAACAAGAUAAGGGGAAAAGUAUUCUUUGUUCCUGCUGGUAACCUAGGCUUCAGUGUUGGCGUAUUCACUGGUCUUUGUAUUUUGUGCAUUGGUCUCCUUUUGCUGAGAAGAUUCCUGGGAGUGUUUGGAAAAGCAGAGCUUGGAGGAAAUGUUCCAAUGAAAUACGUCUCGGGAGCCAUCAUGAUUUCGUUUUGGCUCAUCUAUGUGCUUUGUACCUCUUUCCAGGCUUAUGGAUAUUUUUGAAGUGAAAAUUUAGAUGUUUGUUAUGAUUACCUGUCUCAUUCUAUUUGUAAGAUUGCUUUUUUUGUACAACUUUAUUGUACUUCUCUCGGGAAUUUAAUUUUGGGGAUACCCAUCCUGAAUUACAUCUCUGUGAUUACAUAAUCAGAUUACAGAUUCUUGCAUAGACUCUUUUGGAGACCAUGAAAGUGUGUCUUUUUAAAACCAAAAACAUAAUAUUGAUGUCUAUGCAUUUAUUUAACAAUCAAAAAUUGCAAAGGAAAACUUCAAAGAAUGAAAAAGAAAACAGAUAGUUUUUACGGCCAUCAUCUAUAAUUUAUGCAUUUUUGUUCAAAGAUCAUAAAAAAAAACUAUUUUGUGUACUUAAAGGUUAUCACAAUUUUUUUUUUUACUUUUUUUUAAAAUAAAUUAUGGGGUAUGUCCAUUUAUCCUCAGGGUAGCUGUAAACUUACUAUGCUGUAAACUAUUUUGCUGACAUACUAAACAUAUGCCUUCUACAAAAAAUUCAAUGUGAAGAAUGACAGGCCUGUCUCUUCAUUUACUUUAUUGCUACAGAAAUAAGUAAGUGUACAGCAGCACCUGACACUGUAAAUUCAUUUUGUACUAAAGUAAAUAUUGGUAAGCUAAUCAUACCUAGUUUCAGGUGAGGUUAGAAGCAUUCUUCCAAGCAUGUUUUAGUAACUUUUAAGUUAUGUGUAUUGUAAGAUUUACCAUGCAGAUACCUAAGAAAUUAUAUGGGAAAGGAAAUUUUGGUAAAGUUUCAUGCGCAAGUAUGCUUCCAGCCAAAAAUUUAGGACAGCUUUCCAAAAUUCACCUUUAGAUACUCAUGAAAACAACUGAUCAGUUUUUUUUUUUUUUUAAAAAUUGUAAUUCCAUAUACUAUUAAUUACUUAAAUACUGUUUUUCAUUUCAGUAUAUCACAGGCCUCUAUAUGUCUCAAGUUAACUCAUAUGCAUCAGCAUUUAAUUACUGCAGAUUUAUUCAGUAUGUUAUCUUCAAUUAUUUUUUAAAAAUGUCAAAUAUUGGAAACAAAAUUCAGGUAUGAAUUGAUGUAUAACUUGUUGACAUAUUAUUGCUAGAAUUUUAUUUUUCAAAAAUAUGAUCCAAAAUAGUAUGGGAAAAAACUACAAAAUCUUUCAGUCUAAUGAUGUUAUCCCAUAUUGCCCAUUCAUGAGCUGCAACUAGCCAUUACAUAAGAAAUUAAUUUUCUAAUGAAUACAUACGUGCAAAAUAACCAAUCAGUCAUAAACAGUAACCAAACAAGUAUGCAUAUAUACAUGCUCAUGAAGGGGUAAAAAUGAAGGACCUGAUUCCUCAUUUUGAAUGUAUCAUAGGCUAAGGU